This is a messenger RNA of Ahaetulla prasina, 1130 nucleotides long. It is a transcript of the gene DMBX1, whose product is annotated as diencephalon/mesencephalon homeobox 1. Gene Ontology annotation, biological process: regulation of transcription by RNA polymerase II. The record is from RefSeq and is a predicted model, not a curated record. Gene Ontology annotation, molecular function: RNA polymerase II transcription regulatory region sequence-specific DNA binding; DNA-binding transcription factor activity, RNA polymerase II-specific. The transcript is spliced from 5 exons. The coding region runs from base 42 to 1130 and encodes 362 amino acids. NCBI's taxonomy places the organism in Eukaryota, Metazoa, Chordata, Lepidosauria, Squamata, Colubridae.
CAUCGAGGAAGAAGCGUCCGCUCGAAAGGUCCUAUGUCACCAUGCAGCACUAUGGAGUGAAUGGCUAUUCUCUCCAUGCCAUGAAUUCCUUGAGCGCGAUGUAUAACCUGCACCAACAAGCAGCACAGCAAGCCCAGCACGCACCCGAUUACAGACCCUCAGUGCAUGCUCUCACGCUGGCAGAAAGACUGGCUGACAUCAUCUUGGAGGCCCGUUAUGGCUCCCAGCACCGCAAACAAAGGAGAAGCCGCACAGCUUUCACUGCCCAACAACUGGAAGCCUUGGAGAAAACUUUCCAGAAGACUCACUAUCCAGAUGUGGUGAUGCGGGAGAGAUUGGCAAUGUGCACUAAUCUACCAGAGGCUAGAGUACAGGUUUGGUUUAAAAAUAGAAGAGCUAAAUUUCGAAAGAAGCAGCGCAGCCUGCAGAAAGAACAGCUACAGAAGCAGAAAGACUCAGAGGCCAAUCACAGCGAAGGCAAAGCAGACACUCCCGUGUUAGAAACACCAACUCCAACUCCUGAUGCAGACAAGUCUCUGAGCUUGCCAAGGGAGGUGAACGCAGAGCUCAGCCUGACUCUCUCAGAGCAUUCAGCCAGCGAGUCAGCAGCUGAGGACCAGACAGACAAAGAGGAAGAAUUCAAGAUCUCCCUGGAGGAGAACAAUGACGAGAAAAGCCCUGGAGCAGAAAACAAGGUGCUGAACAGUAAGAGGGCAAGUCCAAAAGCAGAAUCCCCUGUCGGCACUGCUGCCACUGCAUCCUCCAGCAGCGGCAUGUCUCAGGCGCAUUCCUAUUCGUCUUCUCCUCUCAGCCUCUUCCGCCUUCAAGAGCAGUUCCGGCAACACAUGGCAGCUACCAAUAACUUGGUCCACUAUUCAUCCUUUGAAAUGGGAAAUCCUUCUUCCAUGCCGUAUUUGGGCAUGAAUGUCAACAUGGCACCCCUAAGCUCGCUGCAUUGCCAGUCUUAUUACCAGUCCCUCUCUCACGCUCAGCAAGUGUGGUCCUCUCCAAUUCUCCAGGCAUCUUCCUCUCUUCCCAGCCUGAACAGUAAAACAACCAGUAUUGAGAAUCUCCGGCUGCGAGCAAAGCAACACGCUGCCUCUCUGGGACUGGAUACUUUACCAAACUGA